UGUCCGGCAACUUGACUGUGAGAGUUGGGGGCAAAGACGGAGGAUUUCGGUGGAAGUAUUUGAAUUAAAUCAUUCUGACAAGCUUCGUAUUCAAGGACAUGCAUUCAUAAACAUUGCGGGGGGGAGGGAUGCGUUUGUGUAAAGAGGAUGCAGAGACACACACCUGAGCCCUGUGUGAAGAUCUGAGGGAGACAUGAUACCAGAGGCCACAGCUGCAGCUGCAUCCAGGUCCUCAGGCCAGAAUAAGAACUGUCGUGAUGAGGCGAACACCUCUGAAGCCGUCAGUCACUCAGAGGACUCUGGGAAUGAGAAUAGACAAAAGAGUGCGAGACGAAGGAAAAGAGUGCACGAGGGCUCCGAGAAUGUCAAGUGCAAAAGUCCCAAAGCCAGCUGCAGUGGCGCUAGGAGAGCAGGAAGGGGACACGGCAAACAGAAGCACGUGGAGGCCGUCACCUUGUUUGAGGUGAUCACCAUGGGCAGGAGUGCCAUGCAGGCGGUGAUAGAUGAUUGGAUUGAGGCAUAUGUGACAGACAGAGACUCCUCUCUUCUUGACCUCAUCAGCUUCUUCAUUCAGUGUUCUGGGUGCAAAGGUGUUGUCACAGCAGAGAUGUGUCAGAGCAAAGAGGACAGCGAGGUCAUGAGUAAGAUGGUCGAGGAGCUGGAUGAGGCUGCUGGUCUGCAGUAUAAGAAGUUUCUGGCUUUUCCAUGGAUCCUCACAGUCACGUGGCCCAUGGAUACAGACAGUGUUGAGUAUCCUCUGGUGCAGUCAGGAGCAUACGGCCGCUGGUUUCACUCUGAGUUCUGUGACUUUGUGUCAGUGCUGGUGGCUCAGUGUCAGCACAGCAUCAUCUUUGACGGGUACCUGAUGAACACCCUCAUCUCGCUGCUCGCCGAGCUGUCAGAUUCUUAUGUGCGAGCGUUCAGACACACCUGCACGCUAGCUGCUGUGAAGCUGCUGAGCUCUCUGGUGGGCGUGGCUCUCAGCCUGAGCGUUGGGAUUGAAAACAGUCAGAAGCUGUAUGAGGUGCAAAAGACAAAGACCAUGAGGCCGAAGAGUGCGCAGCAGCUGGAGAAAAUACAGAAGAAGAUCACAGAGUUGCAGGAGAAGCGAGCGGAGAUCGAGAGCAUGAUGGACAUCAUCUUCAAGGGGGUUUUCCUUAAGCGAUAUCGUGAUGUGCUUCCAGAAAUCCGCUGCAUCUGUAUGGAGGAGUUGGGUUUGUGGAUGAAACUCUACAGUUCUGUGUUUCUCAACGACAGUUACCUCAAAUACAUGGGCUGGAUGAUGCACGACAAGAUACCGGAUGUGCGUCUCAAGUGUGUGUUAGGUCUGCAGGGUCUGUACGGAGAUCCUCUCUUCCUGCCUAAACUAGACCUGUUCACCAGCCGCUUCAAGGACCGGAUGGUCUCCAUGACCCUGGAUAAGGACAGCGAAGUGGCCGUGCAGACCAUGAAACUCCUGGUGCUCAUUUCCAACACAUCUGACGACGCGCUCACUCCGGAAGACUACAAGCACCUCCUCCAGUUUGUUUACUCCUCACAGCGGCCUCUUGCAACCACUGCGGGGGAGCUGCUCUUCUCAAGGCUUCUCAAUGCAUCUGAUACUCAGGAUGGAAUGAAUGAAGAGGAGGUGUGUAAGCAGCAAACCUUUGCCAGACUGAAGGCCCUGCUGCAGUUCUACCAGGAGUCUGAGAUGCACAGCCAUGUGGUGUACCUGGUGGACAGUCUGUGGGACUGUGGUGGAGCUUUGCUGAAGGACUGGCCCUCACUCACAUCUGCACUGCUGCAGGACUCUUCGUCAUGCAGUGCAGGUUUCACCCCGGCUGAACAGGCAGUGCUUGUAGAGAUCCUGGUAGCAUCAGUGCGUCAGGCCUCAGAGGGACCUGUGCUGGCAGGGAGGAGUGGAGCGAAGAAGGUAAUGAAUGCCAGAGAAAAGAAAAUUCAGACUGAUGACUGUUUGAAGCUCACUGAGCAUCUCGUCACGGUGCUUCCAAAGCUGCUGUCUAAGUUUUCAGGUAGCAGUGACAUCCUUGCCUCCCUGAUGAGGAUUCCUCAGCACUUCCUCCCAGAGUGUCCACAGGCUGAAAACACACAGGCGGUGUCCGGCCUGCUGACAGAAAUAGAAGCUGUUUCAGACUUCCACUCAGGCCCGGCUCUUCUGGAGGCGGCGUCUCGUGCGAUGCUGUCUCUUUGUAGCGAGGAGGCAGCCUGGUGCUCCCUGGCCCGAGCUGCCAGAGACUCUCUGGUCCAGCGCUGGGCGGACAAACUGACAGCACUGCUGGGGGACUCGCUCAAGGACGACAGUUUCUCUGCUGAUGAGGAGAAAAUAAGAGAGAUUUUAGCCACGCUGAGGAAACUUAAAGCUUUCUACAACUGCCAUGACCUCAGUCAGUGGCGUCUGUUUGAUCUGCUGUCUCCUCUCCUGUCAGUAAAGAGCAGCUUGGAAGGAGCUCCACCUGAGGUGCUGCUGGAAGUACUGCAGUGUUUGUCCUUUUCCAUGCUCUGGUCACUCAGCACCAGCAGUGAAACUCUGACCUGCAGGGAGAGGUCUGUAGCUCAGAGGCUCCAGCUGCGCCUUUUCUGUGAGAGAAGUCAUCACUGCCUCUCCCACAGCGACCUCAGCGCGAGGCAGCAGGCUUUUCUGGGUGUGUGCGACGUCCUGACGGCCCACUCCUACCAGCUACACGUGUGGGAUCCCACCUCAUUCGGUCCACUGCUCUACACGCCCAGUCCCAAGCUGCAGAGGGCGCUGUUGACCUUUGUGUGCAUGCACGUCUUUGUGGGCUCAGACUGUGACAGCCAGAGCAGGGUCAGCGAAAACUCUCAAGUGGAGAGGCUGGAGGACCUUCACAAACGGAGGAAUCUGCUCGCAGCCUACUGCAAGCUGAUAAUCCACGGAGUGCUGGAGAUGAGCAUGGCAGCAGAGGUCUUCACUUACUACAUGAAGUACUACAAUGACUUUGGAGACAUCAUCAAGGAGACGAUGUAUCGCACCAGGCAGAUGGAUAAAAUAGAGAGUGCUCGCACACUCGUGCUCUGUUUGCAGCAGCUGUUUAUACGACUAAAGCAGGAGCAAGAGAGCGGCGGCAGGCCUCAACCAGGAGUCCAGACUUUCACCAGCAUUAAAGAGCUAGCCAGGCGAUUCGCCCUCACCUUCGGGGACCUCGUCAAGUUUCGCGAGUGUGUCGUCCUCAUCCACAGGAAUGGCAUAGAGUUUGUGUUCCAAGAGUUUACUCAGACUCCAGACUUACCUACACCACUGUACCUCUCCUACCUGACUAUCCUCAGUGAGUUCUCCAGCAAACUGCUCAGACCAGACAAGAAAGCAGUGUUCUCCUAUCUGCAAAAACACACUGCUGAGCAUAUUAUUAACCUCAGGGAGGAGUGCUGGCAGCCACUCAUCUACUAUCGUGCAUCUCUGUUGGCUAUAGCUGAAGGGGAGGACGCUGUAUCCUAUGUAAGCUCAGACAGAAAGGGCAACCCACCCAAUCGCUCGCCCUUCUCCAAACAAAAACGGGAAGGUAAGACAGCACAAAAUGAUGUCCUCACUUUCACCAGCUGCUUCAGGGGUAUCCUUUUUUUAUUUUCAGGAAGCAAGUCCCCCUGUUUGUUUAGCCCUGUUGAUUCCAAAGUCAGCAAAAUACGCAAACCGAGCUACAGCCCAAGCCAUCAGGAGAGGGCAGCUGAUACAGAUCCAUUUUCUGUCCCUCUGGAACCUCCACCGAGAAGACUGCACAUGGAAGGAUCCGUACUCAGCAUCAGCAACGAGCCAGACGAUGGCACCGUGGAGGUGGAAGUCUGAGUACGAGGAGGUCGGGAAAAUUGGUGCUGCCGUCUGGGCGACAACACCUCAAGAGACGUUUUACUUUUAUGCACCUUGUAACCAGCGUCCUCUGUCGAUAGGCACUGCUGUGUUUUUUUGUACAAUGUUGAUCAUGCAGCACAUCCUGUUUUUAGAAGGAUGCAAUCAGAAAGGAUGAAGGUGGCAGUAUUCUGCCAUGCAAAGACCAAAACCACGACACGUGUAUUAAUCCAUAACUGAAAAUAGUCCCUGAUAUUAUUUCCAGUUACUCCUGUUUUGGUAAAGUUUGCCAACGCUGGAGUGCUCUGACGUUUCGACUGAGAUCCUCUUUUUAGAAAAAAAACAAAAACAUUUGUGAUCAUUUAAUAAAAAAAAAAAAAA
Messenger RNA from Archocentrus centrarchus (flier cichlid), 4180 nucleotides. RefSeq names its product cohesin subunit SA-2. Gene Ontology annotation, biological process: sister chromatid cohesion. The transcript has 31 exons. Gene Ontology annotation, molecular function: chromatin binding. The record is from RefSeq and is a predicted model, not a curated record. Gene Ontology annotation, cellular component: nucleus; cohesin complex; chromatin. NCBI's taxonomy places the organism in Eukaryota, Metazoa, Chordata, Actinopteri, Cichliformes, Cichlidae. Bases 194 to 3799 code for a protein of 1201 amino acids.